This is a messenger RNA of Quercus robur (English oak), 2514 nucleotides long. RefSeq names its product acyl-coenzyme A thioesterase 2, chloroplastic-like. Lineage: Eukaryota; Viridiplantae; Streptophyta; Magnoliopsida; Fagales; Fagaceae. The coding region runs from base 107 to 1882 and encodes 591 amino acids. Gene Ontology annotation, molecular function: fatty acyl-CoA hydrolase activity. The record is from RefSeq and is a predicted model, not a curated record. The transcript is spliced from 5 exons. Gene Ontology annotation, biological process: acyl-CoA metabolic process.
CAACAUUCAUGUGUGUCCUAGAUUCAUGGAACUAUUCAAGUUCAACUAAACCAAACACAAACAGCCCAUGUAACCUGAAACCAUUCCUUUCAUUCAUUCUACAACCAUGAGGCUACUCAGAAAAUCACUUUCCCACCACCUCUUCAAACCAAUCUCCAUUCCUUUCUAUACAUCCAAAUCCUCACCGCACCUUUCAUACUUCACAGCUCCCACCAAUCCAUCUCCAACACAAAACAUUGUUCCCACCAAUACCCACAUACCCAAUUCACCAAAACAAUCAAACCCCACUUUCAAAAAAGCCACACUUCAUGAUCGAAAUCAAAUCUUUAACAAUGAACCCAGUAAUCCAAACUUGUCCAAUUCUUCAAAACAAUCAAAAGCCAUCAAUACCCACAUAACAAAUUCAGCAAAAAAAUCAAACCCCACUUCCAAAACCACAUUUCUUGAUCAAAAUAACAUCUUUAAAAAUGAGCCCAGUUAUCCAAACUUGUUUAAUUCUUCAAAACAAUCAAAACCCAUUAUUAAGACCAAGAUUUAUCAUCUAAAUUCAUACAAGUUCAUUCAAACCAGGCCAUUCUCUAGUGGAAACAAUUCAAAUCCUGCUGAUUCUGCAAUCCCAGUUGUUUCCACUAUUGGUUCACCAUUUGAUGCUUCACAGCCUAUUGAUGCAGGCUCUUCAAUUCGAAAACCGAUUAGUCUAUGGCCUGGAAUGUACCAUUCGCCUGUGACAAAUGCUCUGUGGGAAGCAAGGUCGAGCAUAUUUGAAAAUGUUGUGGAUACAUCAACCGAUGGGGCUUCACAAGAAGAACUUGUGAAGAAAACUCCGGGGCAAAGCCGUACUAGUAUUGUGUAUAAGUUCUCGUCAGAUUAUAUACUCAGAGAGCAAUACAGGAAUCCAUGGAAUGAGAUUAGGAUGGGGAAGUUGUUGGAGGAUCUUGAUGCUCUUGCUGGAACCAUUGCAUUCAAGCACUGCUGCAAUGAUGAUGGCACAACAAGACCUUUGCUAUUAGUUACAGCUUCUGUUGACAAGAUGGUUCUGAAGAAACCCAUCCAAGUUGACGCUGAUUUGAAAAUAGUUGGUGCUGUUACAUGGGUUGGGCGGUCUUCCAUGGAGAUUCAACUAGAAGUGACUCAGUCCAAGAAAGAGGCCACAAAUGGGUUAGAUUCACUAUCUCUUAUAGCUAACUUCACAUUUGUGGCUCGGGAUUCCAACACCGGAAAAUCAGCUCUAGUUAAUCAGGUCUCACCUGAAAGUGAACAAGAGAAGAUACUUUGGGAGGAAGCAGAAGAAAGGAACAAACUUAGGAAAAAGAGGAGAGCAGAACGUAAAAAAGAUUUUGAGAAUGAAGAUUCAGAUAGGCUCAAUGCAUUGUUGGCCGAAGGGCGAAUCUUCUGUGAUAUGCCAGCAUUGGCAGACAGAGAUAGCAUCCUGAUUAGGGAUACUUGCCUUGAUAACUCUUUUAUUUGCCAGCCGCAACAAAGGAACAUCCAUGGUCGUAUUUUUGGAGGAUUUUUGAUGCGAAGAGCAUUUGAACUGGCCUUCUCAACAACUUAUGCCUUUGCUGGUGUACAACCACACUUUCUAGAAGUUGAUCAUGUUGAUUUCUUUAAACCUGUGGAUGUUGGAAAUUUCCUCCGGUUCAAGUCUUGUGUGCUCUACACUGAACUUGAGAACCCAGCUGAACCUCUGAUAAAUGUGGAAGUUGUUGCACAUGUUACAAGGCCUGAGUUCCGACGCAGUGAGGUGUCCAACAAAUUCUAUUUUACAUUCUCGGUCAAUCCUGAGGCUAUGAGAAGUGGACUGAAGAUUCGGAAUGUUGUUCCUGCUACAGAAGAGGAAGCACGGCGGGUGCUUGAACGCAAGGAUGCUGAGGGAUCUUAGUUUGGUAAAUCAUGAAUACAUCUUUCUUCUUCGUGAAAGAAUGAAGCAUAAGUGAAGAAAGUGUUACAGACUUUUCUUGAUUUUGAAAAGAUUAUCUUAGCUUGGACUACAGAGAAUCAGUAACAUUUUGGGAUUGGAAAGUAAACCAUUUGUGAUAUGUGGUUUACAAGAACAGUAGGUCCCUUCUUAGCUCAAGCGAGAACAAUAGAAAUUGGGAAAAAUUUAGGUACAAUUUCUUAGGUGUUGUAUUAUAGGUUCUUCAAUUAAAUCAAACAGUUUGAUUGCAUUGAUCAAUACAGCAAAAAUAAUGUUAUCCUCUCCCAAGGAUAAUUAAUUAAAUUGUUUGGCUUCUUGACUAUUGCAAUCACACGGUUGAAUUUAAUUAGGAAACCUAAGAUACAACGGCUAAAGAAUUGUGCUUAAGUUUUGUCCAUAAAAUUUCUUUUAGAAUCUCUCUCAAAUAAGACCAAGUUGACAUUUGAACCAGUAGCCCUCAAAACCCUUUGCCACCUUGGCCGAGUUGUAGGGAUAAGAUUUGAUUCGAUCAGGUAGCUUAAAGACUAUCGAAGUUAUUGAUGUAAAUGUCUACUCAUUUACCCGAGCACAUGUAUUCAUGACUGUCUUGUUCAUAA